UUGAUAUUUGAUAUUCCAGAAUCCAAACUAGAAGAAUUAAAAUACUACUCAGAUUUUUUUAAUUCUCAAAUAAUAACGAUUCACUAAACAUCUGUUUUCUGGUCAGAUAGUUAUUUUAGUUAUUUAUGUUACACACCGUAGCACAAAUGUAAUCAAAUUUUAGUUUAAAAUACAAACAAAACAAAUACCAAAUUUAGAAGUUUUGGCCCAGCUAUCAUACUAAUAAAUGCAACACUGUUUGAUAUUUUAUAUUUUGGGAGUGCCUUUUUGCCGCUCUCUAUAUUCAGCCGUAUUCAAUGCAUUAAAAAGAGAGUAUUUGUAGUUUAGCCCGCGCGAAUGCUUUCUACAGGCAUAAAGAACAAAACAACAAACAAAAACAAAUGUUUUCUGUCGUCAAUGACUGCGGCGGCAACAACGGCAGUGUACUGAGUGUACAUCGUGAAAUUUGACGUUUCCUGUUCGGUUUAUUAGUGCGGUUCUUUUAGUUAUUAGUAUUGUGCAGUUAAAUAUGUCCAAGAAAAGAGUUUGCAAUUAAGAAGCUUUUAAUAUAAAAUUCGAGGUAGAUGUACUUUUGUAUAUAUACAUAUGAAUCAGUGCACAAAAUACUUAAAUUGCAAAAAUAGCAGAAGUAUUUAUCUCAUAAUAAUAAACUGCAUACAAUAAAGUUGGAAAGGCAACUACGAUUAUUCUCGUACGAGGACUACAAAAAAAGACGGAGAAAUAUCUUGGAGACUCUGCCGUUUUGGACAUGUCAUGUCAGCACGUAUCACGACUCAUUACAACAGCAGCAACAUCAGUUUUAUCUGAAGAUCAGGAUCCGUAUGUGUUCACAGAAACAGUGCCAACAACGCCACCCAUUUUAUUUAACGCUCAGAAAUCGCGAAGCAAGGUAUACUUAGACGCGCACACUAUAGCAACUACCCCAACGUCAAUACAAAGUUUAUCCCCAACACCAACCAUUAGUGCAGCAGCCCCAACCAUAGCAACACCAACGCCGGUGGCAUUAGCAGUCGCUUCAACCGUAACCAAUAAACGACAAACACCAAUAGUCACAACCAACGCUAAAUUAAAAUUCAAUCAGAAACUGCCAUUGGGACCGUUGAAUGGCAAUAAUACAAAAACGCAGGCGGCAUCGACGUUGGCUGCUGCAACGGGCCACAAUGGGCCCACAGCAGCGGUCGCGGCUAAAGCGGUUUCACCUUCAACUGUGAAAACAACAAAUUCGCAAACCCAGAAGCAGCAGCAACAGCAUAAGAAAGCUUUAAAUGUGUGUAUAGUGCGACCGCAGCAGCAGCAGCAGCAACAACAGCAACUGACUCAGAAGGUGCGACAACAACAAAAUUAUAAAGCGCAACAGCAGCGGAAACAAGCAUCAUCGCCACCGCCAUUAUUUCAGCACACCCCAUCUCUAUGGCAAACGCCAUUGCUAUUGGAUACGGGGUCGGCAGUGGUUAGCCCACCGACAUCGCCCGCUUCAUUGUCCUCCCCGCCGGUUGCGGUUGCUCCAACACCCACCUCGGUAACAUUACCGACAGCAGCAGCAACAGCCAUGGUUAGCCCGCUAAUUACAGUAACAGCGACAACAUUGCCACCAUCUAAAUUUCAUCACAACACAUUGGCACAGCAUUUACAGAAAUUAGAAUGCAUUAAAAAGCCAAAGAAACCAAUUGCUGUCGGCAAUGUUCAUAACGGUAAGUCUAUAAAUCAGUUUCAAAUGCAACAAAAUAUUCAGGAGCAGGACACAGCACUGAAGCAGAACCAAACGUCAUUGUUGCUACAGCAGCAGACGCAAAAAAACUUCAGUGAAAUAGGCGCCAAAACUGUAAUUGUUCAACCGACGGCGGCAUCAUUGCAAGCUCAUGUGACUCAACAGUCACAAUCGCAGACGCAAAUGCACAAAUCACCUAUGGCUAUGAUGCCCUCUAUACCGCCUCCAUUGCAGGCAAUCCAGGCGGUCUCACCACCACAACAUUCCGAUUCCGAUUUGAAUGAGAUUCCAGUAAAUGUUAUAUUUCGCAAACCACAGACGAGUGAAAUGCUUCAGGCACAACUCGGUGGCAGUGUAAGUGCGAACGCUAUGAACCAUACUGCAAGUACCAAAAGUAGCAGUGUUGUCAAUGCAACGGUAAAUAAUAGGGGCUCGGCAAUUGAAAUAAACAAAACGAGCCCAACCAAAAUAAAACCCAAAUCAAUAUCUACGGCUGUCACGGUCGCUGAAUCUACAACCCUGGCAGCAUCAACUUUACCACUUGUUCCACAUGUGUUAAGCGAAAUUGUUUUUACGCACACCGGACCGGCGAAAAUUGCGCCGAGCGAAGAUACUUCGGGGCUACCUGCCCACAUAUACAACACACCUCAUCACCAAUCACCUGCCGCUAUACAUAUACAGCAGCAAAAUAUGUCUUCCAUGGCAAAGCCAUCACCUCCAACAACAACAGCACAACCGCUAAAAUAUGAUACUGCAACCCCUGCUCAACUUGCACGUAAGCCAGUAGAUGGUAUUAAAGACGCUUGGGAAGAAGGGAAGAGUUCACAAAAGCUAACAGAUACACAAAAUGUAAUCGCUGUUGUCAAAGCUACAUCGGCUGCUGCAAAAAACGCGCCCAAACGAAAAACAUCUGCCACGGCAACGGCUCUACCAAGAAACAAAAAUAAUUUGCCACACUACACAAAGAAACGGAGCCCCAAAAUGGGACCGUUGUUUCGAACAUAUGAUAACCAAAUGCUGGCAAGUCGCAAUGAUUUGUUAGUAAACAACGUCAGCUCGCAAAAGAAACGCAAUUGUCAUGCUGUGGCUGUGGUAAAGAUGUCCAAUGCCGAAAUUGAAGCAGAUACAACUUUGUUGGCCUCCGAUAUAGUGCUACCAUAUUGCAUACAACAACACUGGUUGUUUAUUACCCGCGAUAUACAGUUAGUGCAAGGCGUUGGUGUGGUUGCUACUGCAGCUGGUAAGAAUGUUGGCAGUUUAGAAGCAAUUUGGCAAGCGACAAGUGAUCGAGAGUCGCAAAUUACUCAUCGGAAGAUGCUUUUGCGGCGUCAAGCGAUGCAGUACCUCUCCACACAAUCGUUGCAGAAACUACCGAUGCAGGCAGCAAAACGCCGUUUGCUGUGUGUGGAUCGCUUGUUGAAAAAGUACGAGCGUCAUGGUGGAGAUGAUUUUAUCACUCCUAAGAAUUGUAACUUCGUUGGUUGCAGUAAAGGCGUCCUUGAAAUGGCAGCCCAAUGCGAAGAUCACAUUGUGGACAAUAUUUCGCAGCAUAUCUUCUUGCCGUGUACGGCGAAAUUCGCCGACAACACCCAAUGCCGUAUUCCUGUAUUUGACGUAAUGCACGAUCUGCCACUUUGUGCCGAACAUACGCGCAAGCGUGACGCCUAUAAUCGUGUCGUGCACGAUCAACAGCGAACUGGAAGUCACAAAAUGUCCACGGCAACUGUGCUUACACCAAUGACUCAAUCUUCUUUGGACUGUGAUGCCGGUGAUUUGUUACGCCAAUUACAAGAAAUUCAGCAUCAACAUAAACAACAACAGCAACAGUACCAACAACAUACACAUAUGCAGCAUAACCCACACGACACUGCUACGGUUGGCAAGAACAAGAAAUGCGUCAAUGUAAAAGCGACAACCACGCGUAAACGUAAAGUCCCCAAUAUACCCGCGUCCAAUACGGUCGGACGACCACAGAAACGUCCGCGUAAAAUAGGUUCUAACGGUGCGCCAUCUAUAGCUGCAGCAAUAGCGCCAUUGCAAUUGACUUCAGCAGUGUUACAACGUAAAGGCAGUACCACCUCGCUGGAAUCGAUUGCAAGUAAUUCGCAAUCCUCCAACUCACAGCCGCACUAUAUUUCCUCGAACAUAAAUGUUCAAGUUCAACCCAAGAUUGCGAUGCCCGCCUUGGCACCGCUUAGCGGGCACAAUGCGCCGAUCGUAAGCAGCACCUUGUCGGCGAGUUCGGGGCCAAAACGUAUGCUUAAUUUCAACACAGGCAGUGUUCGCGAAAGUGCUGCAACUCUGGCAGGCACCGAGAGUAUAAUAGCUCCUAAUUUGAAGCCACAUGAAAUUAAUCAACUGGUGGCACAGUUCUCCGUUGCAGUUAGCAGUAACAACAAUAAUAAUAACAAUGAAAAUAGCAACAGUCACACUGCAUAUAGCAACAGCAGCAUGAAUAACACUUAUAAUUACAUGAGUACAAAUUGUGACUCUAACUUCACUUCGGCACUGGGCUCAUCACCAUCAUUGCCGUCAUCAACGGAGGAAUUGUUCCGUCAAGAAUUGCUAAGUGUUUGUGAGAACAGUUCCGCCUAUGCCAGUUCUGAGGAUACCGGCUUGGGUGGAUUAAGUGAGACAGAGCUGAUGGUGGGUCCCAACGAUGCAGAUGACAUACCGUUGGGAGAUACACGCUUAUUGGAGGAGCAUGACCUAGCAAAUGUCCUUAGUGCCCUGCCAGAAGAUGCAUUCAACGAGUUAUUUACAGCAGUGCAUCAAGAAGAACGCGAAGAAGUUGAGCGUGCUCUUGAAUUGGCUGAUAAACAUCUAAAGAGCCUACAACAGACCAUUGGAUCAGAUAUUGAUUUCUUAGGAGAAUUUCCCGAUGAUGAUGAGAUCUUAGCUGAUCCCGAUGCAAUGUGUAGCAAAAUGGACAUGAUGCAUUCGCCAGAUGCUACGUCCGGCAUUGACACGUCAACACUAUUUAUUGAUAGUGGUAGCAACAGUGUAGGAGGAGGUGGUGGUGGGAGUCUAAAUUCAAGUAAUAUCGCUGACAUACGUGGUCUUGUACAAACGUAAAUACUGAGGCCAAGUAACGGUAUUUGCUGAGUUCAAUAGUACGUCUAUGGAUAUAAAUAUGAGUAAAAAAAUAUAAGAAUAUAUAAAAAGGUAAUGAUUACAGAAAAAAAAUGAAGAAAACACUAAAACUAAAAAGAAAAAAAUUAGUAAGAUAUUUGAUAGGAAAAGGAUUUGAGAACAUUUUAGCAUUGCGUGCUUUUAUUCCGAUUAGAUUGUACUAAUUAUAUACAAACAUUAAAAAUUUAGCCCUAGUUCUGCAUUUUUUUACUUGACUUUAUUCGCUUCGUACACAAUGCAAGUACGAAUUGCUGAAAUGUUUUGAGGUCCUUAAUAACAAUUAUAAUUAUUAAUACAAUUCAUGUAUAAUAAAAUAAUGCUAACUAAUGAAUACAUAUACAAUUGUAGCUGCUAUAUGUCUGUAAAGUAAAACAUCGUACUAAAGUAAGAAUGAUACUUUAUUAUCAGAUGUGUUUUAACCUCACAGACAAAUCGCAAAAACAUAAGGAACGUUGAUAUAUAGCAGACAUUAGUAAUAAAUAUGUUAAAAAAAUGAAAUCACAACUGAAAUCAAAGACCAUGAAAUAUGUAUGAAAAUAUUUAUUUCAUAAAAAAAGCUGAGAAACGUUUUACUAAAUGAAUAAUAACGGUAUCAAGCGUUGGGUAACUCGAUUGAGUAAACUUAAUCGCAGCGUAGUAUAUAAAAGUAAACAAGAAUUUAUGAAUUUCUGUAAAACAUUGAAGAAAGGAUGUGGGCAUGUUAACGGACAAGAACAGCAAUAUAUGGGAACUGAAAUUUUUAUUUGCUAGAUAGAGGGAUUUGUAUUAGCAUAAAUCUAAAGAAAUAUAUAUUGCUUAUUAUGAUAAAUGAACGAAUGUUGAGUCACCAAUAAACAAAAAUAAAUAACAUAAUAAUAAUACUAAUUUGUAUAUUAAUCAUAAUUUUCAGUAUUUAUUGGUGAAUACACAUUUGGUUUGCUUUUUCUACAAUGGAAGUAAACACUUGAAAUUUAUUGCGCUCUUUUGGAUGCAUUUUUGUUAUACAAUGUUUCGUUUCUUAUCGUUGCUUAACAUUCGUUCAUUUUUUCUCAAAAUUUUAAAUUAAUAAUAAUUAAAAGAUGUGUUUUACUUCAAGUAGCACUAAAAAAAGAGAGUAAAACUAAUUGAAUUCUUUGAAAGAAAAGCAAGUUAAUCAAUUUAAACCACAUUAGUGAACGAGCGAAGCGAAGCAGGCAUUUUGCAAGUAUAUUCUGCCACCUAAAUUGCAUUUAAUAUUUCCCCAUGUCUGCUAAAGUAUCACUGCUGCGCUCAAAAGCUUCGUAAACAAUAUGUGUUGGACUGAAAUUCAAAAGCAACUGCUGUUUAAAUGAUGGGAAGUGUUAUAAUAACCGAUAACCACUUGGGCAACCGCGCAUUGUAUUAUUAUAUAAAAUAUACUAUAACUAUAACUACUUUAAGCUAAUGCUUUAUACACUUUUAUUUUUUAUUUUCUUAUUAUGUUUCAUUGAGCUAAUGUUAUUUUUUUUUGGAAUUUGAAUAUAUUUAUGUACAUUAUGUUUUAGUGAUAAAUGACUUUAGUUAAUUGUAAUACAACAAAUCAUUAAGCUGAAAUCGAAAGUAACAAAUAUUUGGCAGUUUGAAUAUAUUUGUUUGUAUGUGUGUUUUAUGUACUCACAGAACAUUAAUACUAAUUUCAUUGCAUACUCGUAUGUACAAAUUCAGCAACAACAUAUAUCACUACAUUUGUAUGUACAUAGAUGAAUAUAGUAGGCAUGUCCGAUUUGUUGUUUUUAUCUUCUGCUACAACUCAUUAUGUAAUUAUAUAUAUAGUACAUUUGGCAUGUAUGUAUGUUGUAUCGUCUGUUUGUGGUAAGCUUUUAAUAUCCUUUAACUCUUCAAAAAAUAUUCUGUGUAACCAAAAAUACAACAAAAAACACAAAAAUAUAAAAUUAAAAAAAAAACGUUUUCUCAGCAAUGAAUAAGUUUGUAUUUAGCUGUACAAUAUAUUUAGCUUUUAACUUGUAUAUUUUCACCAACUCACACACUUCGUUCAAUCAUGAAUUCUCAUCUCAUUUGUCAUCUACGCUCGAGUAUUAUAAUAUGUACAUAUGUAAGUGCAUUUUAACUAAUUUCUAUAUUUAUACAAUUACGCUCAUCUCUCCAUUCUCCAUCAUGCUGCACACACAUUUAACACAUGUGAACGUACACUUUCACAUAUACACAGAUGUAAAUAUAUAUGUAUAACAACACUAUUUGUAUAUAUAAAUACACAAUCUAAUUUGCCUACCAGCUGGGAUGGAAAAGGUGUGAAUAGUGAGUGCGGUUAACGGUUAGCGAACCCGUUACUUAGGGUGAAUGGGGGGCUACUAUAACUGCACAGAAUGUCUGAAGAUGGUAUCCUUCUUAUUGUACUCGUACAACAACCAACAACCAAUCUAUAGUCAGUCAAAUGUCCUGUACUAUAUACUGAAUUAAUGUUGAAAAUCGACUAUGUAAUUACUCGUACAACAUCUGUAUGUAUAUGUGUAUGAAAACCCUCUAGAAAUUAAAUAUGAAAAAUUGUAUAAAGCGCGAAUUUAUAUUGCGCCCAAUAGAAUUGUACAAAAUGUAUUUUAAUCCAACUGAAUGAGAACCUAAAAUAUUUGCAAGCAAAUUGUAAAAAAAAAAACACAUAAAAUGAACCGCAACUCUGGUAAUAUCGAACAAAAUUUGUUAUAUAGUGCAUAUACAUAAAUUUAUAAUUUAACUUUUAAUUAAUAUUUUGUUAAAACAUAGCUUUUAUUAAAUAAAUACAUAAAACUAUUAUUUUCUAGACACUAUAUAAGCAUAUGUAAUUUAACCGCAAAUGAAUUACACUUACAUAUAAGUAUAUACAUACAUACAUAUAGAUUUGCAUAUAUACAUACAUAUACAUAUAUACUUGUAUAUGAAUGGUAUAUGUAUAUAAAUAAUAAACAGCUAUUUUUAUUUAAUAAUACUUAUAUAAAUGAAAUUAUUGCUGCAUUAAAAGUGAAACCAAGUUAUACAAACAAAACAUAACAGUAAAAAUUAACAAAGUAUGUAAAUUACAUCGGAAGAAUGAGCUCUUUAUGUAUGUAGUUAAUAGCGAAAGAAAUCGUUACAUACCACUUGUGUAUGCUGCAACAGCAAGUGUCAGAUUUAUGUUCACAUUCAAAUGCACGCAUACAUUCUUAAAUUACAUAUUGUGUAACUUUCUUUCGUAAUUUCUGCAUUUGUGAUUUAUUUUUGUACGAUUAAAAUAAAAUUUUUAACAAAAACUGAAUAAUCUGAAGGAAAAAAGAAUUUUUUAGAAAAUAAAAAUAAACAAAAAACCAAAAUGUGA
Molecule: messenger RNA, 8123 nt
Organism: Zeugodacus cucurbitae (melon fly)
Lineage: Eukaryota; Metazoa; Arthropoda; Insecta; Diptera; Tephritidae
Exons: 6
Coding region: 749-4783 (1344 amino acids)
Cellular component (GO): nucleus
Source: RefSeq, a predicted model, not a curated record